Rotaria socialis is the source of this 666-nucleotide messenger RNA. The record is from the annotation of a GenBank genome assembly. NCBI's taxonomy places the organism in Eukaryota, Metazoa, Rotifera, Eurotatoria, Philodinida, Philodinidae.
AUGACUUUCUACAGCAAGAUCCAGAAGUUAGGAGAUCCUAUUAGUCAAUACAUUUAUGAACAUUCACUUCAUUUCACAACUGAACAGCUCGAGUUGAUUGAAUACACUAAAUCUCUACCAGAACAUUCACAGAUGCUUGGUUCACUUGAUGAAGCUCAAUUCUUUCAAGUCCUCAUUCGACUUAUGAAUUGCAAACGAUGCAUUGAAAUCGGUACAUUUACUGGAUAUACAUCAAUGGCCAUUGCACUCGCUUUACCAUCUGAUGGUAAACUGGUUACAUGUGAUAUUGAUGAUCAAUAUAUUCGUCAAGACCUGUGGGCUAAAGCAGGUGUCCGGGACAAAAUUAGUUUGAGAGUUGGACCAGCUAUUGAAACGCUAGAAAAAUUGAUUGAAGAAUACGGUGAAGGAUCGUUCGAUUUUGUUUUUAUCGAUGCUGACAAAGUUAAUUAUCUGGAGUACUACAAACUGUCCAUGCGGUUACUUCGUUCCAAUGGACUGAUCGCAGUCGACAACACAUUGUGGGGUGGACGUGUUGUAGAUGAAACUGAUACAAGUGAGCAAACAGUUGCCAUUAGAACGACGAACGACUUCAUCAGAGAUGAUCAACGCGUUGACAUCAGUUUUCUACGUCUUGGCGAUGGUACAACGCUUUGCAGAAAAAAAUAG